AUGGCCGAAGUCACUCCAACCCCCAUCCGGGACCGAUUCUUGAACAAAGUCUGCUUCAUCACCGGGGGCGGCGGUGCCAUAGGAUUAUGCACUGCCAUCCGAUUCGUGAACGAAGGCGCUCGAGUUGUGCUCGUCGAUGUCAGCCCUGAAACCCUGGCUGCUGCAGAAGAGCGCAUCGCAGCAGCCUUGCCUUCGUCUGUGCAGCUUCAGGAUCGACUUCUGAGUCUGCAGGCAGACGUCACCAGUGAAGCAGAUGUUGCAAAGACGUUCGAGGAAACGUUGCGGAAAUGGGGCCGCCUCGACUGCGCCUUUCUCAACGUAGGUGUCAGUUACGCAGGCAAGAGCCUCUUCGACACGUCUGAAGAGGAAUACGAUCGCGUCAUGCGUAUCAACGUCAAGUCGGGCCUGCGUGGCACCCCAGGCCUGUCUGUCUAUUCGACGAGCAAGUUUGCAAUACGCGGCCUUGGCCAGUCCGCCGCUGCUGAGCUCGGACAAUACGGCAUUCGCGUCAAUACAAUCCAUCCGAGCGGCGUUGAUACGCCCAUGUUCCGCCAAACAUGGACCAAAGAGAAGAUUGAAGAGAUCAAAAAGGCUGUGCCUAUGGGAAGAGUAGCUGAAGUCGAAGACAUUGCUGGUGCAGUGACCUGGUUAGCUAGUGACGAUGCGGGCUUUGUCAAUGGAGCAAUGAUAAAAGUGGACGGGGGAGUUGUAUCGUUCUGA
Molecule: messenger RNA, 720 nt
Organism: Lasiodiplodia theobromae
Lineage: Eukaryota; Fungi; Ascomycota; Dothideomycetes; Botryosphaeriales; Botryosphaeriaceae
Product: Short-chain dehydrogenase/reductase SDR
Exons: 2
Coding region: 1-720 (239 amino acids)
Molecular function (GO): oxidoreductase activity
Source: RefSeq, a predicted model, not a curated record